ACCAGCGUAAAAUGAAUUUGAGGCGGAAUGACGGGUGUCUGAACACAACCAAAGAUUAACUUCGCAAACGGCGACAGGUUCGAGCUCAGAUAAGGGCUUGAUAAUGACCCAUGGCAAUGACUGCUGUACAGCAGCAGAAGAUGGAGUCGAGAGCGACCAGCAGCAGCAGCAGCAGCAGCCUCUCAUUCUGGAAAGAGUGGAGAAAGAAAAGGCUAAAAACUGGCAAUCCAUUGUCUCACAUCGGCUGAAGAAACACUGCUUGUGCACCCAAAAGAAAGCAAAAUCCAAAAUCCUGGGCUUUGCCCCAAUUCUGAAGUGGCUGCCACGCUACCAGCUAAGGAAAUGGUUGCUGGGCGAUGUCAUGUCAGGGCUGAUAGUUGGAAUCCUAUUGGUCCCCCAGUCCAUAGCCUACUCCUUAUUGGCCAGUCAGGAACCCAUAUACGGCCUCUAUACAGCUUUCUUUUCUUCCAUCAUCUAUGCCAUCUUAGGCACUUCUAAACACAUCUCAGUGGGCAUCUUUGGGGUGCUCUGCCUGCUUGUUGGUCAGGUUGUGGAUAGGGAGUUAGCUUUGGCAGGUUACCUCACAGAAACCAGCAGCAUCAGUGGUAACAAUAGUGCCAUUGUGCUGGCUGGCCAGGGGAAUAACAGUGUUGGGGGGGGAUGUGACAGAAGCUGCUAUGCAAUCAAAGUAGGAGCUACAGUUACCUUCACUGCUGGAAUUUACCAGGUGCUAAUGGGCAUUUUCCAGGUUGGCUUCGUCUCAGUCUAUCUCUCUGACUCCCUUCUCAGUGGCUUCGCUACAGGAGCCUCCUUGACCAUCCUCAGUUCACAGUUAAAGUACCUUCUGGGCCUGCAGAUCCCCAGGCCCCAGGGCUGGUUCACUCUGUUUAAGACCUGUUACAGCUUGCUCAACAACUUGGGAAACACAAACAUGUGUGACCUGGUGACCAGUUUGGUGUGCUUGCUGAUCCUGAUACCUACCAAGGAACUAAAUGAUCGCUUCAAAGCCAAGCUAAAGGCUCCAAUUCCCUUUGAGCUCUUUGUGGUGAUAAUUGCAACACUGGCUUCUCACUUCGGCCACUUCAACAGUGAUUAUGGGUCGAGUGUGGCUGGUGACAUCCCCACAGGCUUCCUCCCUCCCCAGCUGCCCAUGUGGAGUCUGAUCCCCAGUGUGGCUGUUGACGCUUUCUCCAUUGCCAUUGUGGGAUUUGUCAUCACUGUUUCGCUGUCAGAGAUGUUUGCCAAGAAGCACGGCUACGCGGUGGACGCCAACCAGGAGAUGUACGCCAUCGGCUUCUGCAACAUCCUGCCAUCGUUCUUCCGCUGCUUCACCACCAGCGCUGCACUGACUAAGACUCUUGUCAAGGAGUCAACAGGGUGCCAGACUCAGAUGUCAGGGCUGGUCAGCGCCCUCGUCCUGCUGCUGGUGUUGCUGGUGAUAGCGCCGCUCUUCUAUUCCCUUCAGAAAUGUGUGUUAGCGGUCAUCAUUGUGGUAAACCUCCGCGGAGCUUUACAAAAAUUCACCGACAUUCCCCGCAUGUGGCGUGUCAACCAUGUCGAUGCCUCUAUCUGGGUUAUCACUAUGGCAACUACGGCGCUGGUCAACACAGAGCUGGGUCUCCUUGUGGGGGUUUUGGUGUCGGCCUUCUGCGUCCUUGGCCGAACCCAGCAAGCACAGGUCUUGGAGCUUGGUCGGGCUACAAGCAGGGAGCAUUACGAGGACCUGUCGUCAUACCACGGCCUUCAAACACAUUCCGGAGUGACUGUUUUUAGAUACCAGGCUCCAAUUUACUACGCCAACCAGAGCUUGUUCAAGAAAUCUCUAUACAGGUGUGCAGGGUUUGAUCCUGUCAAGGAGAAAACCCGCCGUAUAAAGUUCAAGAAGAAGAAUAAACUUCAGGGAGAGGUCCCAAAUAUGAAGUCGGAGGAGAAGGAGCAUGCAGGUAAAGAUGAUGAGGUUGACUCCGGUGCGACUAUAACUUUGAUGCUCAACAAGAAAUAUUCUUUACGCAGCUUGGUGAUCGACUGCAGCGCCAUCUUGUUUCUAGAUACUGCUGGAGUGAAUGCUCUGAAAGAGGUCAGCAAAGAUUUUGGAGAACUUGGGAUCAAGGUUGUCCUGGCCCAGUGUAAUGCUACAGUGCUGGAUGAUCUGGAAAGAGGGGGAUACUGCCCCGACAAAAAAGGAUGUGAUGGGGGAGAGAAUAAAAUGACGUUCUUCACCAUUGCAGAUGCUGUCCGCUAUGUCCAAAGCCUCUCAGCUCUGAACGGAGAUUAUGACAGCAAAUGCUAAAAAGAUAAUCUACCUGCCACAUACAUCUCACUUACUACAAAAGAAUAAUCCAUUCUUGCAUAUGUGCCUUGUAAUGCUACAGGGAUUUAUUGAAGUUGUUCCUGAGUGCAGUUAUCCUUCAUAACUGCUGCAGACAAAUCUUUAUUUAAUACUGUCUCAGAAUGUUAAAUGCUAAAAAGGUCUUCCUUAUAGAACUGGAGCAGAAGUACAUGGUAAAAGUGACACUCCAUAAUUUAUACUUCGCUUUGAGAAACAAUUUCUCUCUCUCUAUUGCGCAUACACACCCAAAUGUGCUCAGUGGCCCACCAAUGCAGCAUAGACAGGGUCAUUUAGGAUCACAUCCCAACUGGAUUUAAAAUUGUGACCCUGAAACUGAAAAGUUGCAUAUAAUGUAGAAGUACAAUGGUAGUACAGUUCAAUCUACUGUACAACAUAGUACAUUAUUAAUCACGCAUCACUGUUUUAUUCCAUUAUUAAAGCCACAUGCAGAGUGGCUGUAAACUUUUAUCUCAGCAAGGACCAUAGAGGAAAAUUUUUUUUUUUUAAUAUUUUAUAAA
Molecule: messenger RNA, 2847 nt
Organism: Micropterus salmoides (largemouth bass)
Lineage: Eukaryota; Metazoa; Chordata; Actinopteri; Centrarchiformes; Centrarchidae
Gene: slc26a2
Product: solute carrier family 26 member 2
Biological process (GO): transmembrane transport
Cellular component (GO): membrane
Molecular function (GO): oxalate transmembrane transporter activity; chloride transmembrane transporter activity; bicarbonate transmembrane transporter activity
Source: RefSeq, a predicted model, not a curated record